Papilio machaon (common yellow swallowtail) is the source of this 1097-nucleotide messenger RNA. Its product is annotated as thioredoxin domain-containing protein 9. Gene Ontology annotation, biological process: microtubule cytoskeleton organization. The coding region runs from base 108 to 749 and encodes 213 amino acids. The transcript has 6 exons. The record is from RefSeq and is a predicted model, not a curated record. Lineage: Eukaryota; Metazoa; Arthropoda; Insecta; Lepidoptera; Papilionidae. Gene Ontology annotation, cellular component: cytoplasm.
AAAUAAAACAUGUAUCUCCAAGAAUAAUAAUAGCAUAUAAUACUUCGAUUAAGAACAAAUUAGUCUACAGAAGCAGUCAAACAUCUCUGUUAGUAUUUAUCUUAGCAAUGGAGCAAGUUCUGCAGCAUGUGGCCCAGACAGUGGAGAAGCAGCUGGACAGUGAGCUGGAGAAACUUGAUGCAAUGGACAGCAAUGAUCUAGAGGCGAUCCGGAGACAGCGCAUUGAGGAGAUGAAGAAGAGAGCCAAGUUGAAGCAGGAAUGGCUCGCUAAUGGUCAUGGAGAAUAUACAGAGAUAGACGGUGAGAAGGAGUUCUUUGGUGUUUGCAACAAGAGUGAGAAUGUGGUCUGCCACUUCUACCGCUCGGACACGCCGCGCUGCCGCAUCGUGGACAUGCACCUGCAGGCCCUCGCCAAGAAACAUGUCGAGACGAGGUUCAUCAAGCUGGAUGUGGAACGAGCACCGUUCCUUACAAGUCGUCUCAAGAUCCGUGUGCUGCCCACCAUAGGGCUGGUGAAGGAUAAGAAGACCAAAGACUUCAUUGUGGGCUUCACUGACCUCGGCAAUUGUGAUGAUUUUACAACUGAAGUACUGGAGUGGAGGAUAGCCAGGGCAGAUGUAAUUGAGUACUCUGGUGACUUGUUGGUGCCGCCGGCGGAGGCGCGACGUCAGCGCGCUCUCACUGUACACUCCAAGAUGACCAUACGAGAUAAACAAGACAGUGACUCGGAUCUAGAUUUCAGCGAUUGAUCAAUUAUUAUUAUAUUCCAUUUUAUAAUACGCUUACAAAUUAUUGUGAAAAACUACUAAAUUGGUAGUUUUUUUUUUAAUGGCAACCUUAGUCAUUCUAUAAGGAAAUAUGUGCCUUUUUUUGUUGAUACUCUUUUGAUUUUAUAAUUUAAUUUAUGCAAAACCACGUAUGAAAAUGGUUUUGUAUAUGCACUUGCUUUUGUCCGCGACUCCGUCCGCGCGGAAUUAAAAAAAAAUUAGUAGACUAAGAUUUCUUCCAUACUAUGCAAACUAUGUCUAUCCAAACUUUCGGGUAUAUAAUAUUAGUAAAAUUUUUAAGUUUAUUCAGUGAAUUAUUUAUAACAUAGU